AUGGGCUCCGUGGGCAGCCAGCGCCUCAAGGAGCCGGGCACGGCGGGCAGGAGCGUGGUGACGAGCUUCAGCUUCGAGGGCUGCCGGCUGGAGGAGGAGGCGGCCGCAGGGGCAGCUCGGGACGGGGCUCCGGCCAGGGGCGCCCCGGUUCUCACGGACUCUGAGGGGCGGGCGCCGGACGACCGUUACCACGCUGUCUACUUCGCCAUGCUGCUGGCGGGCGUGGGCUUCCUGCUGCCCUACAACAGCUUCAUCACCGACGUGGACUACCUGCACCACAAGUUCCCAGGGACCUCCAUCGUGUUCGACAUGAGCCUCACCUACAUCCUGGUGGCGCUGGUGGCCGUGCUGCUCAACAACGCGCUGGUGGAGAGGCUGAGCCUGCACACGAGGAUCACGGCCGGCUACCUUCUGGCCCUGGGCCCCCUCCUCUUCAUCAGCGUCUGCGACGUGUGGCUGCAGCUCUUCCCCCGGCGCCAGGCCUACGCCAUCAACCUGGCCGCCGUGGGCACCGUGGCCUUCGGCUGCACAGUGCAGCAAUCCAGCUUCUACGGGUACACGGGGAUGUUGCCCAAGCGGUACACCCAGGGCGUGAUGACCGGAGAGAGCACGGCGGGCGUCAUGGUGUCCCUGAGCCGCAUCGUCACCAAGCUGCUGCUGCGCGGCGAGCGGGCCAGCACGCUCACCUUCUUCCUGGUCUCCUCCGGCCUCGAGCUGCUCUGCUUCCUGCUGCACCUGCUGGUCCGGCGCAGCCGCUUCGUGCGCCAUCACACGGUGCGGCCCCGCGGCUGCCGCGCGCUCCACCACGUGGCCGCCGGCGACGUCUGCUUCGAGAACCCGGGCCCGGCCGGCGGGUCCCCGAAGGACAGCCCGGCCCACGAGGCGCCCGGCGGUGAGCGGGGAGCCUACACGCGGUUCGACGUGCCGCGGGCGCGAGCCGAGCGGACCUGGCCCUCCGUCCGCGCCCUGCUGCUGCACCGGUACGCGGUGGCCCGCGCCAUCUGGGCGGACAUGCUGUCCAUCGCCGUCACCUACUUCAUCACGCUGUGCCUGUUCCCCGGCCUGGAGUCUGAGAUGCGGCACUGCGCGCUGGGCGAGUGGCUGCCCAUCCUGGUCAUGGCCGUGUUCAACCUCGCCGACUUCGUGGGCAAGAUCCUGGCGGCGCUGCCCGUGGACUGGCGGGGCACACACCUGCUGGCCUGCGCCUGCCUGCGCGUGGUCUUCAUCCCGCUGUUCAUCCUGUGCGUGUACCCCAGCGGCGCGCCCGCCCUGCGCCACCCCGCCUGGCCCUGCGUGCUCUCCCUGCUCAUGGGCAUCAGCAACGGCUACUUCGGCAGCGUGCCCAUGAUCCUGGCCGCCGGCAAGGUGGGGCCGCGGCAGCGGGAGCUGGCAGGGAACACCAUGACCGUGUCCUACAUGACGGGGCUGACGCUGGGCUCGGCCGUGGCCUACUGCACCUACAGCCUCACCCGGGGCGCCCACCGGAGCUGCCUGGAGCCCCCCACCGCCAACGCCUCCCUCCCCGCUGGCCUCUGA
Messenger RNA from Pipistrellus nathusii (Nathusius's pipistrelle), 1536 nucleotides. The record is from the annotation of a GenBank genome assembly. NCBI's taxonomy places the organism in Eukaryota, Metazoa, Chordata, Mammalia, Chiroptera, Vespertilionidae.